Linum trigynum is the source of this 1541-nucleotide messenger RNA. The record is from the annotation of a GenBank genome assembly. NCBI's taxonomy places the organism in Eukaryota, Viridiplantae, Streptophyta, Magnoliopsida, Malpighiales, Linaceae.
AAGCCAAAAUAAAAUACAACCGAUUCAAUUCAUAUUUUAGCUAUUAUUUACCAUCAAUUUUUACAUAUAUUUUUUUAUCUAUGAAACACUUUAGUCAUUGUGUAUGGUGGUUAAUGAAACCAGGGAUAAUUUGUUCUUUUGCUGCUGUUUGUACAAGAAGUUUUGCAGGUUGUUUUGGUCACUGGAUGGGAUUAUACCCUGGUGGAGGAUGCCACGAAGGUUUAGAAGAAACUGUGCAGAAGUUUGGGAAGCAACCUGUGGGAGGUUUUCUGUGGACCAUGAUGGUUAGUGAAGUAUGGAGGGAAUGCUAUUUCAGGGUUUUUGGGAAGAAGAAGAUGACAAUGCAAGAGUUGACUUGGAUGAGUUAGGUAGAUAGAAGAGUGUUAUGUCAAUUUCACACCAAUAAGUGCUUGCCUAAUGUAUGAUAUGGGCUGGACUAUAAAAGGCCCUAGGUGCAAAAGAUCUCGGAAUAGAGGACCAAAUGUCAAGGAAUCAAGACAGGCUAGAGAACAGGAGGGCAAAAUCCCUAUGAAAGAUUUGAAGAUGAAUCAGCCAACAUCAGAGGAUUGUAUUCAGAGGUGCCAGCAGCACCAGGGCCAGGGUUCCUCACAACCUGAAGAGACAUCAGUUGAAGUCCUGACUGAGCGGUUGCCUUCACUGCAUGAAAAGGAGUUGCAAAAUCAUGGGAAGGCACUUCCAGUUAAGUUGGCUUUGGAGCCCAGUACUGGGCGGAUAAUCUAUCUUCAAAAUCCUCGUAAGCAACAAGGUCAAGUUCAAGGCAAGGGGGGACAUGUUAACGACCAGACUAGUAAUGACUUCUGUGAUAUGAGAACUUGCUUAGAAGUUAGAACAUAAAGAACAUGGCGAGAAACUGCAAGUGGAAGGUACUCAUGACUCUUGAGAACAUCCCCAAGUUGAAUCUGAGUGUUGGUGUAACUGAUAAGUUGAAACCAUCUACUGGUGUAACUGAUUACUCGUUACAUCAGCAUCAGUCUAAGGAGUCAGGUAAGCCACCGCAGGUUGAAGAUCAAAUAUCUUCGUAGAGCAGCUGCAACAUGUUCAGCCAAAAACCAGUUCAACCACAGAUUUCCAAUGAGCGGGACGAAGGCUAAAGAUCUUCGUAGAGCUGCAAGUUGAAGCCCCACCAAGCACAUUGCAUUAGAACUAGAAAACUCCUUGGCAUCUGAUCAGUAGGAGCAAAAGCAGCAACUGGUACAAGGCCAAGGAUCUAAGGAACAAGAAGAGCUGGAAGUUGAACCACAGCAGCAGACCCCUCUGUAUCAGAACUUGCAAAGUCGGCACCUUUGACCACUCCAUCAAGUCAUAAGCGAGAGCAGAAAACAAAUGGCUGAAGGGGAAGAAAGUUUGACAAGAUCCAGCAUCAUCAGCUCUCUCGCCAUUGUCAUCUUCUCGGCACCAGAAACAACAAUCUACAGGGUCUUUAAAAGAACAUGAUGGAAAUGUAACCCAAGUUCCAAGGAUUUGCUCGUAACUCACGAACGGGAGAACGACUUGGGCGUCGAUAAACCUUUAGUUUUAUU